This is a messenger RNA of Xenopus laevis (African clawed frog), 5817 nucleotides long. RefSeq names its product cytochrome P450 family 26 subfamily B member 1 L homeolog (gene cyp26b1.L). Gene Ontology annotation, molecular function: monooxygenase activity; oxidoreductase activity; heme binding. The transcript is spliced from 7 exons. Gene Ontology annotation, cellular component: endoplasmic reticulum membrane. The record is from RefSeq and is a predicted model, not a curated record. Gene Ontology annotation, biological process: sterol metabolic process. The coding region runs from base 336 to 1868 and encodes 510 amino acids. Lineage: Eukaryota; Metazoa; Chordata; Amphibia; Anura; Pipidae.
UCAUCCCAGGGAUCCCCCGAAAUGAUCACAGCUCUUAAAUACUCCUGAAUAUUCAUUAGAGACAGCUCACUGGGGGUGGAUACCCAGCCAAGUUUUAUUCUAUAAAAUCCACUGACAUUCUCUCCAUUGGACUAAGCUGCAUUGACCAAAAAAACAAAAACAAACAAAAAUCAAUAAAAAAAAAAUUGAUACAUUUUUUAAAAAAAAAAAAAAUCGCCGUUUGAAGUCAAAGGGGAGACAGAGAGACUGUUCCAUUCUGCCCCCAUGCUCUGCUGAGCCCGACUCCUCCAGCCAGAGACUCUGUGCCACCCUGCGACCCCCAGCGACCCCCAGUCAUGUUUCAGACCUUUGACUUGGUGUCGGCUCUGGCCACUCUCGCUGCCUGUCUGGUGUCGGUGGCUCUUCUCUUGGCGGUGUCUCAGCAGCUCUGGCAGCUCCGAUGGGCGGCGACCCGGGACAAGAGCUGCAAGUUGCCCAUCCCCAAGGGCUCAAUGGGCUUCCCCCUGGUCGGAGAGACUUUCCACUGGAUCCUGCAGGGCUCAGGUUUCCAGUCCUCCAGGAGAGAGAAAUACGGAAAUGUCUUUAAGACCCACUUGUUGGGUCGCCCUCUGAUCAGGGUGACGGGAGCAGAGAACGUCAGGAAGAUCCUCAUGGGUGAACAUCACUUGGUCAGCACCGAGUGGCCCCGAAGCACUAGGACGUUACUGGGGCCAAACAGCCUGGCCAACUCCAUCGGCGAUAUCCACAGGCACAAGCGUAAGGUGUUUUCAAAAAUCUUCAGCCAUGAAGCACUGGAGAGCUACCUUCCAAAAAUACAGCUAGUCAUCCAGGAUACCCUACGUGUCUGGAGCAGUAACCAAGAGUCCAUCAAUGUCUAUUGUGAGGCGCAGAAGUUGACCUUCCGUAUGGCCAUCCGAGUUCUCCUCGGCUUCAGGCUUUCUGAUGAGGAGCUGAGCCAACUCUUCCAAGUGUUUCAGAAGUUCGUGGAGAACGUCUUCUCGUUGCCAGUGGAUGUUCCUUUCAGUGGGUACCGGAGGGGCAUUCGAGCACGAGAGACACUAUUGAAGAGUCUGGAGAAGGCAAUCCAAGAGAAACUGGAGAACACUCAGGGCAAAGAUUAUGCCGAUGCCUUGGACAUCCUGAUUGAGAGUGGGAAGGAGCAUGGGAAGGAGCUUACUAUGCAAGAGCUAAAGGAUGGGACCUUGGAACUGAUAUUUGCAGCUUAUGCCACCACAGCUAGCGCCAGCACAUCUCUUAUCAUGCAAUUGCUCAAGCACCCAUCUGUGCUAGAGAAACUAAGGGAAGAACUGAGAGGCAACGGCAUUCUGCACAAUGGCUGUGUCUGUGAGGGUGCUUUGAGAGUGGAGACCAUUAGCAGCCUUCAUUACCUAGACUGCGUCAUUAAAGAGUUACUUCGCCUUUUCAGUCCUGUCUCUGGGGGUUACAGGACUGUGCUGCAGACAUUUGAGCUGGAUGGCUGCCAGAUCCCCAAAGGUUGGAGUGUUUUAUACAGCAUCAGGGACACUCAUGACACAGCUCCAGUAUUCAAGGACGUUGAUGUCUUUGAUCCAGAUCGUUUUGGUCAGGACCGCACAGAAGAUAAAGAUGGCAGAUUCCACUACCUCCCAUUCGGUGGCGGGGUAAGAAAUUGUUUGGGCAAACACUUGGCCAAGCUCUUCUUGAAGACCUUGGCAAUCGAGCUGGCCAGCAUGAGCAGGUUUGAGCUCGCCACCAGGACUUUUCCCAAAAUCAUGCCAGUUCCUGUGGUCCACCCAGCUGAGGAACUAAAAGUUCGAUUUUUUGGACUUGAUUCCAAUCAGAAUGAAAUAAUGACAGAGACAGAAGCAAUGCUGGGGGCAACUGUGUAGCAUUCAUCCCACCUGCUUUAUAAAAAAAAAAAUCCAUUCGGGUGAAGGCAAAAUGGGAAAUAAGCACACAGACAAAUAUGCUAAAAAAAAGUUAUAUCUACAAUACUAACUUAAAAUACUCAGCCACCAAACCAUGAAUUAUCUCUGUGGAACGCUAAACUCUAAGUAUAUUAACAUAUAUUCACCAAGUGAGAACCUGGAUCCAUGCCCCUUAAUUAGGAGUCUUGUUGCUGAUAAAGUGGAGAAGACCUGCUGAUAAAUGGACUUGAGAUUAAUCUUUUUUUCUAGCAGGUUGGUCACAAUGCCGUUUAAUGGGGGUAGUUGUUGUUGUUCCAGGUGGUUCCAGCAAUAUAAAAAGCCUUCUUCUAGGAGGGGUAUCACAGUGUUACAUACAUCAGGGAUAACAGAUUUUCUGUUGUUUCUACAUCUGCCUUAUUUUACUUUAUCUGACAGCUUUUGGAUUAAAUGUCUAUAUGCCUGUAUGACUGGUUGGUAUACUGUGCAUGCUGCUGAAACAGUGCUUGCAAACAAGCCUAGAUCCAAGCAAACCAAGCUUGCUCCAGAACCUUCUUUUGUUGUGAAUUUGAAAAUGUUUCCAAAAUAGUUGACUCUACUUAUUAUUCGGUGUUCUUAUAAGCAAAGGAGAUGUACCGUAGGAUCACAUCUAUAGUUCAUGCCUAGUCUAAUUAUACAGGCAACCAAACCAAAAGACAUUUUCCUGAUGCAGUUGAAAUAAUGUUGGUGCUCAAAAUCUAGAGAUGAUGUAGUUGUCCUGCAGAGUAGUCAAGCGGGUGAUGAUUAUUCCAUUGGCGCUAAAUUUUACAUUCUAAGAAUUCCUUGGCAGCCACUGAGCAGAAACAAUAUGGACAAUAACAGACAAUUUCACAACAUUUAUGUUGUUUGUCCUCACAUUGCCCAAGUACAUUUUCAUUUUUGCACAAAAUUCAAAGAAUGCAACAAUGUUCUUUAUUUUUUCAAUUCGGCUGAAUGACAAAUUCAAAGCUAAAAAUUUGUUAAGUACUUAAGUGAAAACAACCCAGAUUUGUAUGUUUAAAUUCUUGUGCUUCUAAAUAUUAUGUACUGCCCACAGUCACAAGGAGGAACAUCUGAUCUCAUCUACAUUUUCAACAAAAUAUUUUAUUUAACAACUCAAAUUUUGACCACAUAUUGAAAUGAAUCCAGACCACAUUGCCAUAUUCAAAUUCAAACAAACUCUCCCCCCGAAAAAACAUGGUGAAUCCCCAGUCUAAUGAGGAUAUAGUGCAUCCCUUCGAUGUGUUAUAUAUAGGCCAAAUUAAUAGGGAGGAACAUUGGAUUUCAUUUAAAGUAUUCAACAACAUUUUUUCAUCUGAAAUUUCAGCCAAAUAUUAAAAGGAAUCCAAACCAGAUUUUCAAAUUAAAUUCCAGGCAACCCCCGCAAAAACUGCUGAAUCCCCAGUCUAAUGAGGAUAUAGUGCAUCCCUUCUAUGUGUCAUAUAUAGGCCAAAUUACUAGGGGGGGACAUUGUAUUUUAAAGUUUUGAAAUUAUCUUUUUUAUCUAAAAUUUCAGCCAAAUAUUGAAAGGAAUCCAGACCAGAUUUUCUUACUGAAAUCUGAGAACCCUUCCCCAAAACUGCUGCCUUAAAAAUUCAUAGGGAGGAAUAUCUGAUUUUAUUCCACCACACCCUAUAAUCGUAUUAGUGCAGAAUUAUCAUUGUUGAAUUGUAAAACCUGAUUCACCAUAGAGGCUCAAAGUUUAAAGGGAUUAGUUGUAAUACUUUUAUCUUAUGCUUUUUUUUCUUCAAUUUUUACUAAAAGGAUUUAAACCCUUUUUUUUCAUAUAGACCUUUUUAUUUCUUGUGUUUUUUUCAGAGCCUUUUUUUUGUUAAUCUUCUAAUCUGUCAAACCAAUGUCCUUGACCCUAGAAUCUGGCAGUUUAAAUUGAAAAAAAUUAAAUUUUUAAAAAUGUAAAAAUUAAUUUUUGAACACAAAAUUAGUUUGAUUGAAUAUCAUAGUCAACAUCAUGCUAAAUCAUAUUUGAAAGGUGAACAUCUAAUUUAACUGAAUUAUUUGAGACCUUUUCUUCUCCAAAUUCCAAGAUAAGUUUCCCAUUGGAUGAAUAUCUGAUUUUUGGUUCUAAAUGGCUUCAUAUUGGAUUUCAGUGAUUCGUAGCAGGAAACCAUGCCAACAUACAGUAGGGAUCUCCUUUACUAAACACAAAUAAGCAGGAACAGCUUCAUAGUCUGUACAGGGAGAUCCCAUAAAACCAUGCCAACAUAUGUAGUCCCCUGUACAAAGCAUAGCAGAUAUCGUAUAAAAUAACAAAAUAUUACAUAAGAGGAGUAGUUCAUCUGAACACCAAUUACAGAGUAUUUACUCCUUUAUCCAAGAACGUACCUCUCAGGUGUGUUUUGUCAUAACUAGCUUGGAUUCCUUUCUUUGUGGAUAUUAUCUUACUAUAAAAUAGUACAAAAAAAAAUGUAAGCUAUAAGUAAAAAUUCCCCAUGAUGAAUGGGAAUAGAAAUUAUGCAGUCACUGGAGUGCAAACAUUAUGCUACCCUGUGUAUUAUUUAUAUACUAUUUAUUUACUCUGUAAUAGAUGGGGGGCCUUGGUUGACUUACACACAUGCUGAAAAACAUAUGUUUCUCUCUCCUCAAAGUACAUGUUAUUAGCAACACAAUGAGGGCACCUAGUAGGCCUGCUGCAUGCUGUAUAUAAAGGCCCAGUCUUUGGAAGCAAGAGUUACAAUGGGAGUAUGUCCAUUAGUUAGCAGAGGAAGCUCCCACCCAUCUUGAACCACCGAGGAGCAUCUCAUUGACAAUCUCAGAUACAACCAGUGAAGCGAUCAUGAAAGUUAUGAAUCCUCUGAAUACAUAUUGUAUGGACAAACGUGCAAACCCAUGCAUAUUAUACAAUAUUCCAGUUAAGUAAUAAUAAUAUCAAGGUUUUUCCAAGUCUUGCCAAAUCCAUUGUUAUAUCAAAUUCUAAAGUGGUUUACUCAAAAUCUACAUUUUGAGGGACAACCCAGUAGAAGCUCUCAAACAUCUGCCUAUGAGGGUCAUAAUGGAGGAAUGAGGCAAAAGGAUUCGAGAACUUUCCUUACAAAACAUUGAGAACUAUAGCAAAUGGUCGUAAGUCUACAUCAUGAGAAAUAAUUUGACAUUUGGACACCAGCGGAAUUACGGUGGGCGAGAUGGGUCAUUCCACUAUGAAUUAGUCAAACAGAUAUAAGAAACCUUCAUCUAAACUAACUAUGGCGUCUGAAGUCAAUAGAUAUCAAAGCAAGCAGGUCGUUUACUUUCAUGUUAAAAUCAAAAAAAAAAUAUUUACUUUAGCAGGGAACUUUUUUGAGUGCAAAAAAAAAAAAAGCUUCUUAAAGAUGUCCUACACAAUGCUUCAAAUGCCAUUCCUUACCAUAUAACUUGAUUAUAAAAAAAAAAAGAAGAUAUAUUAAAGCGUCCUGCAAUAGAUUUGCAGAAAAUGCACUUUGAAUGUCAGAAUUUCUUUUAGUGCAGUCCCAUAUCGGACUAAUUCACUAUAUUAUUUUAUAUACAACCGUCGCUGAAAUUAAUUUGUUAUUUUUUUUUUUGGGUCUGACUUUAUAAACUAUAUAUAGUAAGUGCUAUUUUUGUUAUAUUUCAAAUAGAUAUUUAGUAUAAAGUGUUUUUUUUUCCUUUGCUGUUAAAUAAUGUUAUUUAGUAAAAUAUGAAGUGUACUUUAUUUGUAAACAUGGUUCAAAUAUUAAUGUUUAUAUCGCUGUCAUUUUUAAUAUUAAGAGAAGCACUUGUGUUUUUUUUUCUUAUACAAUGGUGUCUCGUGGACGUCUUACUUUUUCAAUAAUGUGGUUUAUGAUGUAUGUAUGUAAUAUUAUGUGUCCUAUAUUAUAAUGAAUAUUGUGUAUUUUGUGAUCUUGAAAUACUCAAUAUGGCUAUUUUAUAGACUUCCAUAAUAAAAGGAAAAAAACAAAAA